GAAGAAAUUGAAAAAAAGAAAAAGAGUGACCAACUUCUCGGGUAAUUCAGAAAACAAAAAAAAAAAAGAUCUUUGCACGAGAGUGCGUUUCGCUCGCCUUCGUUUUAACACCACACGCAAAACAAAAAAAAAAGCCGUUUAUUUAUUUCUACUUAGUGAGCUUAUUUUUUUUUUCUUUUGUGUUACAUUAAAAAAACAAAAACAAACAAAACCAAAGAAGAAAGCACAGAUCAUAGGAAGCUGAUAAACGUGAUUUUAAUCUCUUUCCCUCCCCCCACUAUUAUAUUUCCUGCUCUAUAUAAUACGAGGAGGAGAACCAUCUAGAAAUCUUGCAACCAUCUGAAAGAAUAAGAGAGAGAGAGAGAGAAAGAGGACGAAAUCGAUAAUAAUAAAAAAAAAACAUUUAAAGAACAAAUACAAAGAAAAAGUAAAUAAAUAAUAAUAAAUUAAAGAAAAAAAAAAUGGAUUCGCCCGUCAUCGUGGAUACAGCAUCCAAAUUCGGACAAGGGAUCCCUGGCUUCCCUUUUGACGACGACGACGAUUUUGGUAGACGUACCGAUAUACGAGCACAUUUGGAUGACCUAGCAGCUCGACAUCCAGAGUUUGCGGAUCAUCUUUUAGGACCGCCUUGGGGUGAUAUUCCGUUCCGAGGAUCUACGUAUAAUAAUCAACGUCGUGGUUCAGGGAACGGUGGUAGCAGUAGUUAUCCAAAUUAUCCAGACGAGGACGCUAGAAGCCAAGCUAGUGGGAGUAGUGCUACUAGCGCUGCGAGUGGUGCAAGUGGCGUGAGUUCGCACGGUGAUCCAGAGUCUUCCUCGUCAUCGUCAUCUAAUCGUUCGAAAAAUCCGCAAUACAAACAAUCGCAUAGGGAAGAUAGAAGAAAUCCUAUUCCGCAAUACGGUUUACGUAAUACCGUAGACAUAGGACAACAUCAUCGUGACAAUAUGGAGAAUUCCGAGAAGGAUUCUCGUGGACAACGUUCGAUGUCAGCGCCACCAGAAAAUAGACAACAAACAAAUCUGCAGCAAGAGCAAGAUAAAUCUCAGCAGCAACCAACAACAGGACAACGUUACGUUUCUAGAGUUGAUAUAACACCGCAGCAUAAUCAGCCGCAAUCUUCUCCUUCUCAGCAACAAUCUUCCCCGGCACCUCCACCACCCCCAACUCAACCAUCACAAGGCAAUGUUAGGCAUAUACCAAUAUUUGUAGAGGGUCGUGACGAGCCAGUUAUUUCAAAGAACAUAGAUGCACCUUUCCAAAGACAACAAUCACCACCGCAAUUUCACAAUUCACCACAUUUCAAUAAACCAUCGUCUUUCUCAAAUCUAGGUUUCGGACCUAGACAAUGGCGACCACAUUUCCAAGAAUCAUUUUAUAAUCCAAAUUCGUCUUUUGAUCAUUCACCGACUCGUCGUACUCAAUCGCCGAGUUAUCAACAACCUAAACAUUAUGCUGAGAGACAACAACAACCGUCAAGAAAUCAUCAAUAUGAGUCUCAACCUCAAGAAUAUCAUCAGCCUCGACAGAGAGCGCGUCAGCAACAGGAACCAAAGCCACAUCCUCAGCAACAGACAGCACCCGGUCCACAAGCUCAACAACAAGAAGCACCUAAACAUGUACCAAAGCAAACACUACCUAAAGAUCCACUUGAGAGAGUAGCUUCGGUACAAAAGGAAGUUGAUUCUCUAGCUGAACAAGUUAAACAGUAUACCGGAAAUUCUCGCAAGGACAAACAAUACAUGUUCCUGGACGAGAUGCUGACAAGAGAAUUGAUUAAAUUGGAUGAUAUAGAAACAGAAGGACGAGAAAAUGUACGUCAGGCACGUAAAAAUGCAAUUAGAACUAUACAAGAGACGAUAAGUCUAUUGGAAUCCAAAGCACCUUUACCUGGACAAGAACAAUCCCAGGAAGAUUCACAAUCUAUGCAAGUGGAACUAUAUCAAGAACAAGAUAAAGAAAAUCAACCAUCAAAUGAACCAAUGGAUGUUGAUCAAAACAAUGAACAGAAUAUGCAAUCAAACGAAGCAAUCCCAUUGCCUCCUGGACCUUCCUCACCAAAAACUACUACUGAAAGUAAUGAAGGAACAGUUGCGGUUGCUCAAAUAGAACCACAAAAUGUAUCAACUGAAAAUCAGCAAACGGAACAAAAACAAGAAGUUCCACCUGCUGCAAAUCAAGCAGAACAACAAGAACAACAACAACAACUACAACAAGAGGCUGCAGUAGUCGCUGAUAAACCAUCGAACGAAAACACGAAUAACAUCACCGAAGUAACGAUGCAAAUCGAUUCCUCGGCGCCAAUGGAAGUGCAAGAGAAAGUAGAAAAUGUCGUAGAAGAGGAAAAGAAAGAUGAAAAUCAAAAUGUAUCAAAGGAAAUCAAAAUGGUGGGAGAGAGCGUCGAGCAAAAGUCUACGGAAGAACAGAAACAAAUUUCGGACAGUCAAGAAAAGACUAAGUCAACGACUAAGUUACCUUUGUCACCGAAAACUGCAAAAAAAGCAAAGAAACUAGCUGCACCGAUCUCAGAAAAAGCGAUACCUUUACCACCACCUGAAAGUACGGAAGCUAAUGCAAAGUAAACAGAAAAAAAAGAAAAAUGAUUUAUUUGUAAAUCAUAUUUCGUUCGUUGACCAUUGAAUGGCGGGUCCCAUGAUUAUUUGCUUGAACAAACGCAUACACGUUUCUAAAUAUAAGAAACGAAACAUCUUUGCGACUCUUCGCCAUCUUGGUUUUUCUUAUCUUCUUUUCUGUUUUUUUUUUUUUUAAUAGCAUGAAUUUGAUUUAGGGAACGGAACUGAUCGUCGUUGAAUCUGCUGGUUACGACAGAUAUACGAAUAUCGUGUUUUACACGUUAAUAUUAUUUUCUUCUCGUUUAUUUUUACUAUCAUUGUCCUUCGAUAAACAAAUUAAUAAUAAUAAUCUUUCAAAUAGAAUUCUCUUUUGUUCUUUCAAUGAAAUUGUCUUUUGCCAUAAUGAAAUAAAUGUGUUUCUCGAAGGAUUCGACUUAUUUUUAUCAGUGUGUAUAGAUAUACACACACACAUAUAUAUAUAUUUGUUCGAAGUGUCAGAAAAGUAUUAUUUGAUUUAUAUUUCUGAUAUAAUUUUUUUUCUUUUCUUUUUUUUUUUUUUUUAAGAAAAUGCGUAUUGCAUAAGCAUGUGCAUGAGUAUAAGAUUGAUACAUUAAAAAUUGGUAUACUUGAAAUAGGUACACCAUCUAUAAACUAUUCAAAAUGCUUAUAUAUAUAUAUAUAUAUAUAUAUAACAAUUAAAAAAAAAAGAGAAUUUAUUUUUAUGUUUCAAUAUUUGCAAAUAUUUAUUUUCUUUUUCUGAUAAAUAAUAAUUGAGUAAUUUUUAUUUUGAAAACCUAGUAGAGGGUAUUUCUCAUAUUCCAUCCAAUAGCAAUGCGACGUUAUUUUCUUAUCAAAAACUGUCUAUUGAUUAUGACGAUAAGAUGGUGCCUUGUCAAGUAUCGUUAAACUUAUUUAGAAGAAAAAAGAAGUAAUGUACUCUAAUAUACUUUUUUAUUUGUAUUACUUACCAAGAGUUAGGUAAAGUAAUACAUAUAUACAUAUAUAUAUGUAUACGUACAUAUGUGUGGAUUCGUUUUCGAAGAUCAUUUCUAGAAAAAUCGAAGAAUAAACGAAAAUCAAAAUGGCGUUCUUUUUUUUUACGAUAUAAAAAUGAUAUUAUUUAUAAAAUUAAAUCAAUCAAUAAUUCAUCGAGACAAAUUUAUAAGGAUACAUAUGAAACAUAAUAGUUAUAAUAAUAUUAAUAAUAAUUAAUAAAUAAUUACAAGAAAAAUAUAGAAAAUCUAAACGCCAACGUCAGAGAUCACCCGGUACGCUUUAGUAUUACGACACGCACAUUGUAAAGUAUAUAAACUAUAUAUUAUUAAUUAAUGUUAUUAUUUAUAAUUUAUUGUGUAUGCUUGCAUUGUAUUGAAAGAGUGAGAGAGUGAGAAAGAGUUUUAAAAGAAUUUUCAAGCCCAAUCGUUCCUGCGGCUUGCUUUGUAUGUGUCACCCAUUGUAACAGAGUAUGCGAAUACGAAACAUGUACAUACAUACUAUAUAUAAAAAGAAAUUUAUAUGUAUGCGUGUGUGUGUUCGUGAAGGAAACUGUGCUGCAUCAUCUCGUUUGUUGUC
This is a messenger RNA of Polistes dominula (European paper wasp), 4142 nucleotides long. It is a transcript of the gene stv, whose product is annotated as BAG domain-containing protein starvin. Lineage: Eukaryota; Metazoa; Arthropoda; Insecta; Hymenoptera; Vespidae. Gene Ontology annotation, biological process: protein stabilization. Gene Ontology annotation, molecular function: adenyl-nucleotide exchange factor activity; protein-folding chaperone binding. Gene Ontology annotation, cellular component: cytosol; nucleus; cytoplasm. The record is from RefSeq and is a predicted model, not a curated record.